This is a messenger RNA of Rotaria sp. Silwood2, 1542 nucleotides long. Lineage: Eukaryota; Metazoa; Rotifera; Eurotatoria; Philodinida; Philodinidae. The record is from the annotation of a GenBank genome assembly.
AUGGCAAAUAAAUCUUUUCAGGUUGCUCUUGAAGCAGCAACAAAUGAAAGUAAUACCGAAGAGAAUUGGGAUCGAAUAUUAGAGGUUUGUGAUUAUGUUAAAAAUGGUCAAAUAAAACCAAAUGAAUUACUUGAUCAAAUAUUAAAGAAACUUAAACAAACUCGACGAACAAAAUUGCAAAUGAAUACAUUAACAUUAUUCGAUGCAGCUGUUAAAAACUGUGGUCAAAUAUUUCAUCAAUUGUUUACAUCACGUACAACAAUGAAUACACUUGUUGAAGUUAUUGAGGACAUACGGACAGAAAAUACUGUACGUAAUCGAAUAGGUUCAUUAUUAAAACAAUGGAUGGAAGAUCCUGAAUUCAAAGACAAAGCACAAUAUGCAAUGCUUGGUGCGACUUAUAAAAAAUUAACAAUAGAAAAAGGUUAUACAUUUAUUGAUGGCUCUAGUAAUCCACCAAUAUCGACAACUGUUGCAUCACCACCAUCUGCAGCUGUACGAAAAGUUCAAGAUGAAUUAUUAGCCAAACGAGAAGAAGAAGAAUUUAAUAAAGCUAUUGCUUUAUCAAUGCAAGAAGCAAACCAACCAAAAUCUCAACAAUCAGUUACUAAUUCUCUUUAUCCAUCAAUGCAACAAUCAACGUCAACAAAUAUAACAACAAUAAUGAAUGGAAAUGAAAAAAAAGUAAAAGCAUUAUAUGAUUUUGAAGCAGCUGAAGAUAAUGAAGUAACAUUUAAAGCCGGUGAUAUUUUAAUUAUUACCGAUGAUAGUGAUCAACAUUGGUGGAAAGGAAUUAAUAAUGGUGUUGAAGGUUUAUUUCCAGCGAAUUUUGUUACUAAAAAUCUUCAACAACCAGUCGAUUCACCUAGUCAAUCAACUGGCACAACAAACAAAACCGCUAAUGAUUUAAAUCAAAAACAAGAACGUCAGGAUGAUAUUGCUAAAGGUCAAGUUGUUAUUGACGAACGUCUUAUUGAUCGUUGUUUAGCUAUGUUACAAAAUGCUGAUCCAACCGGUGAAAUUGAAGCUGAUUCAAAUGAAAUGCUUAUGCUCGAAGAUACAUGUUAUGCAAUGGGUCCACUUAUUGAUCAUGAACUUGAAAAAGUUGAUCGUAAACAUGUACAAUUAGAAGAAUUAAAUAAAAAUUUACGUGAAGCCAUGGAAUUGUAUCAUCGUCUUAUGGAAGAAGGUCGUAUUCGAGCAGCACAAGUUAAAACAAAUGCAGUUCAACUUGCCAAUCAAAUGUAUCAACAACAACCACAAAUGCCACCCCAACCAUAUUAUCAAGUUCAUCCAGGUUUACAAUCACAAUCACCUAUACCCCCACAACAACCUAUUAUGUAUCAACCUCCACCACAACUAUAUAAUCAAUUACCACCCCAAACUCAACAAUCAAUGCCGUAUAUUCCACAACAACCAACAGGUGCAUAUUAUGUCGAUCCUAAUUUACAACAACAUAUGAUGUAUUCAAUGCCACCUGCCAUGAUAAAUCCUCUUCAACAGCCACAACAACAGCCAACUGCUCAUAGUGAAACGCAAUAA